Guillardia theta CCMP2712 is the source of this 369-nucleotide messenger RNA. RefSeq lists its product as hypothetical. NCBI's taxonomy places the organism in Eukaryota, Cryptophyceae, Pyrenomonadales, Geminigeraceae. The record is from RefSeq and is a predicted model, not a curated record. The coding region runs from base 1 to 369 and encodes 122 amino acids. The transcript has a single exon.
AUGGCACAGAAUCUUGCUGAGACUGUUCGCAACAUUGCGCAUCUGUUUCAAGAACCCAUCAAGCCACACGCUAUCAGACGGGCAUCGUCAGCUGAUAGCAUCUAUUCUCUACGCAUCUGUGAGGUAUCCUUCGAGGAAACUCUUGAAUCUCUCGCAAACCUCUCGCUCCCCGACACCAACGACCAGGAGCAAGGCAUCUUCGAGCUGGACACCAGCCUCAACAAGAGCCUCGCUCCCAGCCGAUGUGAGCGAGUGCAUCUGGAGUCGAGCUAUGAGGAGGGCGGAGAGGAGCGGUACGUGAGGCGAGGGCGAUGGGAGGGCGUACGGGGGGAGUACAAUCGAAGCAUAGCGAUGUCAGCCAUCGAGUAA